UCAAAGAGAUAGUGGUGGUAAUUCCCAGCAACACAACGAUGGGACGCAUCUUUCUGGACCACAUUGGUGGAACGCGUCUCUUUUCUUGUGCCAACUGUGACACCAUCCUGACAAAUAGAUCUGAACUGAUCUCCACACGAUUCACUGGAGCCACAGGCAGAGCCUUUCUCUUUAAUAAGGUGGUGAACCUCCAGUAUAGCGAGGUCCAGGACAGAGUGAUGCUAACCGGCAGGCACAUGGUGAGGGACGUCAGCUGCAAGAACUGCAACAGCAAGCUUGGCUGGAUCUAUGAGUUUGCCACCGAAGACAGCCAGCGGUACAAAGAGGGACGGGUCAUCCUGGAGAGGGCGUUGGUUAGAGAGAGUGAGGGUUUCGAGGAGCAUGUCCCCUCAGACAACUCUUGAGUUGUGGAUUCUACCGCGCCUUCUUACCCUUACUCCUUUAUACCCUUUGGCUUGGCCUGUGCCCUGCAUAUCACCACCUGCAGACUGACGUGUUCAG
Molecule: messenger RNA, 501 nt
Organism: Oryzias latipes (Japanese medaka)
Lineage: Eukaryota; Metazoa; Chordata; Actinopteri; Beloniformes; Adrianichthyidae
Gene: ypel5
Product: yippee-like 5
Source: RefSeq, marked provisional